Mollisia scopiformis is the source of this 798-nucleotide messenger RNA. RefSeq lists its product as uncharacterized. The record is from RefSeq and is a predicted model, not a curated record. Gene Ontology annotation, molecular function: phosphoric diester hydrolase activity. Gene Ontology annotation, biological process: lipid metabolic process. The annotation marks the transcript as partial. Lineage: Eukaryota; Fungi; Ascomycota; Leotiomycetes; Helotiales; Mollisiaceae. The transcript has a single exon.
AUCUCACCAUCCUGGCUCCCCAACUUCAGUACCGGAAUAAAUCCAAUUCAAUGUCACUCACAUAACGACUAUGCCCAAAAGAUCCCGCUCUAUCAAAGCUUGGCAGUCGGCUGUGUGAGUACGGAGGUUGAUAUUUUCGUCCGUGGGAAGGAUUUAUUGGUUGGUCAUGAUGGGGGUCGACUCAAUUCUGCCUGGACAUUGAGAAGUCUGUAUCUUGAUCCUUUGAAGGCAAUUCUGGAAGGCCAGAAUGGAAAUUCUGAGAAUGUUGCGGCCGGGGUAGUGAAAGGGAUUUUUGACGAAACUCCUCAGACUUCGUUUAUUCUGCUCGUCGAUUUCAAAGAUAGUGCUGGGAAAACUUGGAAUUUAUUCUUGAGUCAAUUGGAUGACUUCAGGCAGAAGGACUGGUUGACGUAUUGGAAGCCUGAGACGGGCGUUGUUCAGCGACCUAUCACUGUCGUGGUUACUGGAGCAUCGUUACUGAACGAUGUGAUCGCCAACACAACUUAUCGUGAUGUCUUCUUUGACGCACCUCUAGGAGAUUUGGCAAACAGCAAUGGUAAAUAUGAUAACACAAACUCAUACUAUGCGAGUACUGCCAUGGGGAGAGCAGUUGGAGGAGUUGGACAGCAGUUUAGUGCAGGGCAGAACUCAGUGAUUGUGGCGCAAGUUCAGCAGGCAACUGCACUGGGGCUAAAAACUAGAUAUUGGGAUGCGCCUGGGUCCCCAGAGGUUUUGAGAAACAAGGUGUGGGAGAAUUUGGUGGGCUUGGGGGUGAGUGUGCUGAAUGUUGACGAUCUG